AUGAAAACAUCAGUCGGUCAUAAUGUCAUGCUCCAUAUUCCAUCGACAGAAUUGGAUUCGACUAUCCUGACCAAACUAUCCUUACACUUUCAAAAGGAUAUGAGAUUUACUCCAGCUGGUAGAUGGACAGUCAAUUCUCGUCUCUAUAUCCAAUCACCUCAACAUCAGCAGUUGAUGCAAGAACAACAGCAGCUCUUUCAUGCUCACCAUAGAAACAAUAACUCGGACACAGAAACACCCAAAAUUCCUGUUCAAUUGCAAUCUCGACAGCUUUAUGUUGUAGUUGCAGAUCACCUUCCAAAACUGUACUCAAUUGUAACAUUUGCCGAGAUCGACAGAAUGGAUCAAGUAGUGCCUGUCGAAGGCAAUAAAGAACUUGGAAAUAUCAUUGCCAAACUUAAGAAUCUAUGGACAUCUCGACAGAGCGCAGUGAUCGAGGGGACAGAGUUUGUCAAAAUGGAUACAGUUAUUCGAUUUGGAUUAGUCAACGUUGGUGCUUCAACUCGCGGUAUCGUUAUAUAUCUGCAAGUUGCCGCCAAACAGGAUAGUAAUGCUAGCGAAACACCACCUCAGCCAUAUUCUGAUGUAUCUUUUUUAUUAAAGGAAAUCUACAAUUGCGUAGCAAGCGUCAAAUCUAAUCUCAUAUCCACAAUACACACGAGCAGUUUUUCAACCAAUGACAACGAUGCUUUGCUAAGUCCUGCAUUACAAGAGAUACGACUGAUUGUUCAGGUGCUUCGAUUACAAUCUAUUUUAUAA
Batrachochytrium dendrobatidis JAM81 is the source of this 759-nucleotide messenger RNA. RefSeq lists its product as uncharacterized. The record is from RefSeq and is a predicted model, not a curated record. The transcript is spliced from 2 exons. Gene Ontology annotation, biological process: regulation of transcription by RNA polymerase II. Bases 1 to 759 code for a protein of 252 amino acids. Gene Ontology annotation, molecular function: transcription coregulator activity. Lineage: Eukaryota; Fungi; Chytridiomycota; Chytridiomycetes; Rhizophydiales. Gene Ontology annotation, cellular component: mediator complex.